Messenger RNA from Entrophospora candida, 186 nucleotides. The record is from the annotation of a GenBank genome assembly. NCBI's taxonomy places the organism in Eukaryota, Fungi, Glomeromycota, Glomeromycetes, Entrophosporales, Entrophosporaceae.
AUGGAACCGGCAACAAGCUCUUAUAAUAUGAGAAAUCUAGAUACUUGUAGUGAUUAUGCAGCUCAACCACUUGAGCCAAAUGGUAGAUUUGAACUUGAUAAGAAAAUAUGCCUUAGUAUAACUGGAUAUUACCCUGAAUAUUGGUUACCAGCUUGGGAAGAAGAAAUUGAUGAUUUUGGAUUUUAG